Molecule: messenger RNA, 981 nt
Organism: Penicillium lagena
Lineage: Eukaryota; Fungi; Ascomycota; Eurotiomycetes; Eurotiales; Aspergillaceae
Exons: 2
Coding region: 1-981 (326 amino acids)
Cellular component (GO): cytoplasm
Source: RefSeq, a predicted model, not a curated record
AUGCCUCUUCCCCAACGAGCCCUGGGCCGAGAUGGCCCCAAAGUCACUACCGUCGGUCUCGGCUUCGGAAGCCUCGGCGGAUUCUAUGGACCAGCUGGGACACUCGACGAAAAAGUGGCCCUUUUGGAGCAUGCACAUGCCGCCGGACUGCAUUUUUGGGACAUGGCCGACAUUUAUGCCGACAGCGAGGAUGUCGUCGGUGAAUGGAUUAAGCGAUCUGGCAAGCGUGAUGACAUUUUCCUAGCCACCAAGUUUGGGCUCCAGCGCCAGCCUGAUGGAAGGCACUCUUUUCGGUCUGGUCCCGAGUACGUGAAGAUUGCAUGUGAAAAGAGCCUCCAAAGACUCGGGGUGGACACCAUUGACCUUUACUAUUGCCAUCGGGUGGAUGGGGUCACGCCCAUUGAAAAGACCGUCGAAGCCAUGGUGGAGCUGAAGAACCAGGGAAAGAUUCGGUAUCUCGGUCUGUCGGAGGUCUCAGCAGUCACGCUGCGUCGGGCACAUGCCGUCCACCCCAUUGCCGCUCUGCAGAUGGAAUAUAGCCUAUUCACGCUAGACAUCGAAUCAUCGACCUCGGAGAUCCUGAAAACCUGCCGCGAGCUGGGUGUAACCGUCGUGGCUUACAGCCCUAUUGGGCGCGGUCUUCUGACCGGCCAGUUCCAAUCUCACACAGAUAUUCCCAAGGAUGACUUGCGCUGCACAUUGCCAAAGUUCUCUGAGGAAAACUUCCCCAAGAUCUUGGAGUGGGUGCAGAGAUUGAAAGACGUAGCCUGUGCCCAUGGAAGCACCCCAGCACAGGUCGCUCUUGCGUGGCUGCUGGCGCAAGGAUUAGAUAUCAUCCCUGUCCCGGGUACAAAGUCAACCGCCAAAAUGGACGAAAACGCGGCCUCUACGCUGCUUCAUUUGAGUGACCAAGAAGUGCAAGGCAUUCGGACUCUAGUGGAGCAAACGGAGAUCCAAGGUACUCGGUACCCUGCUGCGUAA